This is a messenger RNA of Anguilla rostrata (American eel), 1903 nucleotides long. It is a transcript of the gene ppcs, whose product is annotated as phosphopantothenoylcysteine synthetase. The record is from RefSeq and is a predicted model, not a curated record. Gene Ontology annotation, cellular component: cytoplasm; nucleus. NCBI's taxonomy places the organism in Eukaryota, Metazoa, Chordata, Actinopteri, Anguilliformes, Anguillidae. The coding region runs from base 521 to 1480 and encodes 319 amino acids. Gene Ontology annotation, molecular function: phosphopantothenate--cysteine ligase activity. The transcript has 4 exons. Gene Ontology annotation, biological process: coenzyme A biosynthetic process.
GUUUCACUCAUGCUCGGAUGAAUUGUUUUCCACAGUCCUAACUCACUGAGCUUUUCUUUCAUUGACCAUCCACAUGUAGUCGCUGAAACCUUCACAUACUUUAAGAAUGAACACACACAGAGAAAGAGAGAGAGAGAGAGAGAGAGAGAGAAUUUGAAUAAAUAAAAAAAAUCUAGGCUUUCACCAACCAUAAACUCAUUCAGAAUACGGACAAAAUCUGAGCGAGAAGAAAGAUCUAAUAGUCGAAGUCCUUCUCAGGUGGGAUUAGAAAAACAAGGACUGUAAUUUAAAAACAGCAGUCACUUCUUCGUUUUCCGGAUAGCCAAGCACGCAUUGUACAUUAUAUAGCCAAACAUCACCCCCAUGCACCAAUAAUAAUUUACCAAAGAUUAAUCUAGUUGUAGCUACGAUAGGCGACAGCGUGGCGCUGCCGACGGACACCCGGAACUGACAUUGGCAAAGUCUUCGCUGCUGUUUCAACAGGAAGCUUUCGUAUUGAAGGACCAAAGUUUCGACCAGUAUGGCAGGUGUAGAGAGCCCAGCUUCCCCUUCAGCAGAGGGCAGGCUGACUGCGGAGUUUGCCGUCCCGUCCCACGUUGAGGCAGAGAGGGCACUCAUGGCUGAGUUUGCAGAGCGUCACGCGUCUGCGGGCCGCAGGGUGGUGCUGAUCACGUCGGGUGGCACCAAGGUCCCCCUCGAGUCCCGGACCGUCCGUUUCCUGGACAACUUUAGCAGCGGGAGGCGAGGGGCCUCCUCGGCAGAGUACUUCCUGGAUUCGGGCUACGCAGUCAUCUUCCUGCACAGGCACCGCUCUCUGUACCCCUACACCCGCCUCUACUCCGGGGUCAACCUGAUGGACGCCCUGCAGAUGGAGGAAGACGGGGGCUCUGCCCGGGUCUUGGUGGACCAGCAGGUGCUGCCCAACAUCGCGUCUGUACUGAAACGGUACAGGGCAGUGAAGGAGGCCGGGCUUCUGCUGCCAGUGGAGUUCAGCACCCUGUCCGAGUACCUGCACCUGCUCAAGGCCGCUGCCCAGGCACUCAGCUCCAUAGGGCCCAAGGCCAUGUUUUACCUGGCAGCUGCGGUGUCCGAUUUCUACAUACCGGCCUCAGAAAUGCCCGAACACAAGAUCCAGUCAUCCAAUGGCCCCUUGCAGAUCAGUAUGAAAAUGGUGCCCAAGAUGCUGUCGCCUCUGGUGAAGGAUUGGGCCCCGCAUGCGUUCGUCAUCUCUUUCAAACUGGAGACAGAUCCGUCCAUCCUGCUGGAGCGGGCUCGCCGCGCCCUGGACACCUACAGGCACCAGGCCGUGGUGGCCAACAUCCUGGACACGCGGCGCGGCUACGUGGUGGUGGUGACCCGCGAAACGCAGGCCGAGCUGGCCCUCACGGAGGAGGAUGCCCGGGCGGGCGUGGAGAUCGAGGAGAGGAUCGUCAGCAACCUGUCUGCCGCGCACGGCGGCUUCAUCGCCCAGCAAGGCUGAGCGGCCGAGAGGCGGGGCGUGUCACUACAGGCGGCUGCAGCUAACGCCUCUAGAGAAAACACAAAAAAACUGCGCGUUCUGAACAGCCAUCCCUGCCUUUCCUCAAACCUACCGUAGAGGAGACGACGAACUUCAGGAACCCCAUCAUGGCUUCAGCCUCUAUGUAAUGUUAAUCAUCCAAUUGCAAACAACCUCUUAUCGUGGUCACUUUUUUUUUUUGACUUGUAUCAACCAGCCACUGUUGGCACAGUGGUUUUUUUCUCAUUGUAGAGUUAAUGAAGCUUCAUUCUCUCAUUGCUGCUUUACACAAGUGUGUCUUAUUGACCAACACAAAGGAAUUAGCUUCAAAUGCCCAAUUCAAGUGUAUUUAGUAUCAACAGAUAUCCAACAUUGGAAUCUGUCAUUAAAUCAAGGUGCUUGAAA